CUACAGCCGGAUCAUAUAUGAAGUUUAUAUAGAUGACUCAACAUCAAAGUAAUCAAACAGGUUCGAUUUGAUCUCGUCUCCAUUACGAUUGUACCGAAUAGUGCCGCCGCGCGCCUCCAUCAAGGUUCAAUACAAAACCACCUUCUCUACCCCGCUAUAGUCCCCAGUCAUGACGCCCACCCUCCUGGAUCCUAUUCCUACCCCGCCUCCUGCCCAGUUUCAUCCCAGCGUCAUUCUGAAGCAGCCUUCGAAAUCGCUUAUUCACUCUAAAGUAGCCAUACAACCGUGGGUCGCACAACUUACGCACCUUGCCUCGCAGUACCACCUGAGCGAGUACAACCGUAUAAAGCAUGGCCACCGAGGCUGUCCCAUACCAUAUGUGCCACUAUUACUGAACGCACCAGACACCUUUCGCGACCUUCGCGCACGGCAGGCAACAAAUAUGAAUGGCGUACUGUGGUGGCCAUGUCCAGAGGCGUCCUGCCCCGCUACACAAGUCAUACCGGCUUCCGAACAACGCAACGCACUCCUUAGCGGAAGCGCUUGUCCUUGCCUGUACCCGCUUCUCCAGAAAGAGUUGAACGCAGCCCUCGAGGAUACACUUUCUUCACAAAUGCCACCCGCACCUAUUCCGGAAGGCACCUCACAUCCUAGCAUCCCUGUCAAAACGUCUACAACGCAUCCAUUAAACAUAUCUACUAUCGUUCCCCCGGAAUUAUUACCCGCAAUGUCAUCGCAUCUUAUAACCAACCCCGAGCCUUCACCUGUUAUCUUUCAUAUACCCGACUUCUAUACCCUGCAUCGCAUCACGGAUUAUGCCCAACACAUGCCAUCACCAACUAGCCCCACCUCUCUAGCUAUCUCACGCAAAGCUCACUCGCGUCGGUCAAGCCGAAUUCCAUUACUACCCCCAAUACCCACGCAUUCUUCCUCAUCAGAACCUAUUCUUCAUCAUCCUCCCCUUCCAAUACCUCCGGCGUUUAUGAACCAGCCACCGCAGUCCAUAAUGGAGGCUCUUCAGGCUGCCAUUGACACGCGCUUAACGACCCUUGCCACCAAAACUCGCCCUUCGCUUCCGUUCAUAGGAAAACUUUCUCCUACUCUAAAACACACUACCAAAGUUCGCAUGGUAUCCGAUGAUCUGGCGAGCAACCGGUCUUCAUCUGUACAAAGAGGGACUUCUGCUCUGCCGAAGGUUGUCUUUCCUUCUAUGCUCGAUUUCCUUAAUUCCAGCGAACGUGAACAACUAGCAUUUUCGACUGCAUCCCAGAAUGCCACCAAGACAAGAGUGUCCAGCACGUUACUCCGUCCAACAUCAAAUAUCCAUGGCACCAAGCGCUGUUUCAAGCUGGGUAACUUGAUGCUGUCCUCGUGUCCCGGAAAAAAAGUGCGACUCGCAGGUCCGGUCAGAGGGCGUAGCGCCGUUUGUCGAGAUCUCGACACUGACCUGCGGCGUAUAAGUCAAGUCGGAGCACGCUGCAUUGUCUGUUGUCUCGAUGACGAAGAACUCGAUUUUCUUGGGAUAUGCUGGUCAGACUACGUGAGCUCUGCGCACCGGGCAGGAAUGGACAUCCUUCGAAUACCACUACCUGAAGGCCUUGCUCCUCUAUCGCCCCAGUCACUAGACGAGUCACUGACAAAACUUAUCGACGAUUACACCAUGCGUGGUGCAAGUAUACUUGUGCACUGUCGUGGGGGUUUGGGUAGGGCAGGCCUCGUAGCGUGCUGUUGGGCACUAAAAAUUGGCUUGUGCGGGUGGAUCAAUGUGGACCUAUCACCGAACCCAGCAGAAGGCGCCGAUGGCCUGGAGAAUUAUGUGAGGAGGGAUACUUUGCAACUUGUCGAGCGCGCGAUCACUGUUGUGCGGAGACGGCGAAGCGUCAAGGCCAUUGAGACGUUGGAGCAGGUGCGGUUUUUGACCGAGUAUGUUGACUUUUUGCGAGAAGGCGCGGGGCGGCACGGGCAGUCGUGAUCAUUUAUCGUUGUAUUCAUUAUCUUUGGGGUGCAAUUUCGAUUUGUGGCUAUAAACCUUACUACUGUAGUCAUUUUCGUUUCAUAGGUUUAAUAGCAACUUUUGUUUGGAGGCUUCCCGCACAUUGUAAUACACAGUUGCAAUUACUGGGGAGACCCUGCAUAUUCU
Molecule: messenger RNA, 2140 nt
Organism: Suillus discolor
Lineage: Eukaryota; Fungi; Basidiomycota; Agaricomycetes; Boletales; Suillaceae
Exons: 8
Coding region: 170-1972 (600 amino acids)
Biological process (GO): dephosphorylation
Cellular component (GO): nucleus
Molecular function (GO): phosphatase activity
Source: RefSeq, a predicted model, not a curated record